AUGAGGACCUUGUACUGGCUACUCCUCGCUGCUUCUCUCUGUGUUGGCUUCACGGCCACACAUCCUCAGGGAGUUGUGAACAAACUCCUGGCGGCGCCCCAACACCUACUCCUUCACCAGCGUCAAGGUGCCCGGGAGUAUGGAUUCAUACCAUCAAUGUCUGUGGGAGAGGACCAUUGUCAGGAGGUCGAUGGCGAAGGAAGACAUAACGGAGAAGUGUUGAGGUCAAGAAAAAGAAGAAGCCUCGAUCUACAUGAGGUGAAGGAACGUGACAUCUUAACUGACAUGUUGGUAUCACUUCUUAGACUCCUGAUAGUCGUUACGCUGGCUGAGAGGGACGUGUUAAUCUACUAUGACUCCCAGCCAACAACCCUAUCCGUCCUCAGUCAACUAUUGGCGUCUGAUGUUAGAACGCCUUUGUUGAUAAUUGAUAUAACAGAACGGAGUCUGGUCAAGGCGGGGUGGAUGGGAGACUACAACGACGGUGUUUACGUUCAUAUUCUGCUGUUUGAGGAGAGACAUCUUGUGGAGGGUUUCGCCAGUAGUUUACCUCCACGGGUCUGGGCACCACAGUACUUAUUGCUCGUUGCCGCUGGUUCUCGACCCCAAUCGUCAUUACUACUCACUCAUCCUAGCAUAAACCAUAGCCCUUUCCUCUCCUUACUUCAACCAGUCUACCGUUCUGGAGCCCCGACCAGCACCUAUCACAUCAUGACCCACAACAACUUUUGGCCAAGAGACAAGGUGAGGACUGUAGCCUCGUACACUGUGGGUCAGAUAAAUACCGUUUCUGAAGUUUUCCCAGACCGCUAUACUCACUUCAACGGACACCGCUUCCACCUAGCUAGUUGGAUCGACGACUUCCCAUUCCUGAUUAACGCAGCUGGAGCGGCCGACUCUCCCGGGUUUUGUCUCCGUAUGUUGCAGGAGAUCUCCGGGAAGCUCAACUUUACCUACCAGGUUUACGACUUUCCUCCGGACAAAAAGUGGGGAGAUUUCUUCAAUGGUUCUUGGCGGGGUCUUAUCGGCGAAGUUUACCGCAAGGAAAAAGACUUCGGGAUCAACCAGAUGGCCAUCAAGUUCGACAGACACAAGGCAAUAGACUACAGCAUCACGUACUGGGUGGAGUACUACAACUUCCUCUUGCCCAUCCCUGAACCACCGUCUCGCUGGUGGUCCAUCUCCUUCCCCUUCAGGUGGUCGACGUGGGUGGGCGUGGUGCUGACGUUGGUCCUCGUCACCAUCGUCCACCUCGUCUUCAUCAAGGUGAAGGAGCUACCUGACGGAGGGCUGAGCCAUACUCUCCUGGAGGUGGUAAGAACCAUCCUACGCCUCGACGCUUCAGACCUCUCAUGUGAUUACUCCGUCAGGACGAUGCAGGGAGUAUGGCGUCUGGUUGCUAUGGUGAUCUCCAUCUCCUACACCGGGAACCUGGUCGCUUACAUUACUGCCCCGCCCAGGCCAGCUUACCUCCGUACCUUCCAUCAACUUGCCUCUUCCGGUCUCAAGCCCAUCAUGACAGACUACGGCAGCUACAUCCCUUCCGCUCUGGCCUCCUCCCUUGACCCCGCCCUUAGGAAGCUGGGUCAGUCCCUUGAGGUCAUCCCUUACAACUAUGACCUCGGCCUCAGCAUGGUAGAAAACGGUGGCCACGCUCUGAUAGAAGCAGAAUCGUACCUUCAGUAUGUGGCCACCCUGAAGGGCGCCGUCAACACAUACAUCCUGAAGGUGAACUACAGGGCAUCGCACAUAGCCUGGUACUUCCCCAAACACACGCCCUGGACCUACAAGUUUAAUCACUACAUCUCAGUCUUUAUUGAGUCUGGCCUCUGCAGGUACUGGUGGAAGGAGGCGCAGACGAACUUCAAGAGAAAUAUGAAGUUCCGUGAAGUGGGUGUUAAUGUUGGUAAUAGAGGCUCUCGACCCCUGAGUCUGGCAGAUUAUCAGGGCGCCGUCAUCGUCUACGGGGUGUGUAUGGGCGUCGCGGUGAUGGUGGGUCUCCUGGAGGGCUUCUGCUGCGUCAUGAGUAAGAGUUGGGUCAGGCGUAGGCACAAGACGAAGGCCUGAAGUGGGUGUGGCUACCGAGGUGACUUUAGGAGCUAUUUAGGUGACUUCAGGAGCUACCAUGGUGACUUCAGGAGCUAUUUAGGUGAUUUCAGGAGCUACAAUGGUGACUUCAGGAGCUACUUAGCUGACUUCAAGAGCUAUUUAGGUGACUUCAGGAGCUACUUAGGUGAUUUCAGGAGCUAUUUAGGUGAUUUCAGGAGCUACCAUGGUGACUUCCAGAGCUACUUCAGUGAUUUCAGGCUACGACUUACUAGAUGUACUGAUGACUUCGCACUGAAUACUUAAUACUCCCCACGCCUGGCUCACAACCUCUCCUCGCCUGGCUCACAACCUCUCCUCGCCUGGCUCACAACCUCUCCUCGCCUGGAUCACAACCUCUCUUCGCCUGGAUCACAACCUCUCCUCGCCUGGCUCACAACCUCUCCUCGCCUGGCUCACAACCUCUCCUCGCCUGGCUCACAACCUCUCCUCGCCUGGCU
This is a messenger RNA of Homarus americanus (American lobster), 2546 nucleotides long. RefSeq names its product glutamate receptor ionotropic, delta-2-like. The record is from RefSeq and is a predicted model, not a curated record. Bases 1 to 2067 code for a protein of 688 amino acids. Gene Ontology annotation, cellular component: membrane. The transcript has 9 exons. Lineage: Eukaryota; Metazoa; Arthropoda; Malacostraca; Decapoda; Nephropidae. Gene Ontology annotation, molecular function: glutamate-gated receptor activity.